Messenger RNA from Staurois parvus, 180 nucleotides. The record is from the annotation of a GenBank genome assembly. Lineage: Eukaryota; Metazoa; Chordata; Amphibia; Anura; Ranidae.
UGCCCCAUCAUUGGUGUCAGUGGGGGAGGAAUAGUGCCCCAUCAUUGGUGUCAGUGGGGGAGGAAUAGUGCCCCAUCGUUGGUGUCAGUGGGGGGAGGAAUAGUGCCCCAUCGUUGGUGUCAGUGGGGAGGAGGAAUAGUGCCCCAUCGUUGGUGUCAGUGGGGGAGGAACAGUACCUCA